CGGGGUCGACUCCCAGGCCCAGCCACGAGACUGCAUCCCCCCGAGGCUUCGCAGGUCGCUGUAGCUGCGGCUCAUGCUCCGGCCCCCCAGUCGGAUCUGCUUCCAACCGAGGAAGCCGCCGCAGGGGCAGCAGAAUUGCGGCGGUUGCUGCAUCUCGGGCCCGGCGGGCUGCUUCUGCUCCUUGGGGGACUCUUCAAUGUGAGUAUCCACAAACGAUUGAGCGAUACCUGUCCGAUGCCCCUGUUAGCGGCAAUCCAAGGACCCCGGGGGACUCCCCGGUGCGGCGGACAUGCUCGGCUUACCGUCAACGUCUUCUUUGAUGGAGCCGCACGAGGGACGACGGCGGCUGCUGGAGCGGGAACCGUCGGGCGAGGAGCCAGAGGAAAGCGGCGACGAGCUGCGUGAGUGGUCCACGGGGGAGGUGUCGCCUGCAGUGAUGGUGGAGAGUCGAGGGCAGGAAGGUUUAUGGGCGGAGAAUCCGGCAGAGGCCAUGGCGGAGGACAUGAUGCAGGUGUCGGCGGGGUGGGAGGGGCCUCUUGGUUCUAUAUAUGGUGCGGACGUAGGUUCGUCCCAAAAUAGGAGAGGAAAAAGGGCGGAGAGUUUCGUGGGGACACGAAAUACCGAACGAGGUCAGAGGAAAAGUGGGAUGGUUGUAAAAAAAAAAAAAAAGGUCAAGCGGAAAAGUAAGCUUCGCUUCCCCGGAUUCCACAGUUACUUUCCGGUACGAAAAAAAUUUUGCACCUGAAAGAAAGUAACGGUAAUUUUAAUUUCAAUUUUUUCUUCCUCUAUCAGGAGAGAAAAAAAUCAAAAUUAAUUAAACGGAAGGGGGGAGAAAAACAAUA
Molecule: messenger RNA, 842 nt
Organism: Aspergillus campestris IBT 28561
Lineage: Eukaryota; Fungi; Ascomycota; Eurotiomycetes; Eurotiales; Aspergillaceae
Exons: 1
Coding region: 290-745 (151 amino acids)
Source: RefSeq, a predicted model, not a curated record